GGGGUUACAACUUUUCAGUGGGAAUUCUCAGUUCAAAAAGCUGCUACUGUCCUGUCGUGUGAGAGUCUGGUUGCUUCUCCUCUCAUUGGGAUCAAGAAACUCCUGCUUAAAUAUGAUUUUAGCGAGCGGCUCCAGAGUUUUCUAUUGUUAGCUGAGCCAAAAACGACCUUCACCGAAGAAGACAAGAAAAGGAAAAGGAGCGUCAAGAAAGUAAAACGCGAAUCGUGCAAGGUGGUCACGUUGUGGACCGGGGAUCAUCUUCACAGCGACACUCCAUCCAUCCAUUCCUUACCUUUCAGUCUCACCUGGACUCAUCGAGAUGUCCCUGGAGACAUAUUCAGCGCUGGACGAGUCUUCUCUUCGAGCUUUGCUGGACGGAACCCUGGAUCUGGACGAGAGACGCCUCAUCCGUUCAGCCAUCCGGGAGCUGAGGAGGCGGGAGAUCGAGGACAUGGAGGCCGCUCUGGCGAGCAAGAGAUUCAGACCAACGCGCCUCAAUCAGCAGGAGGACAAGGAGAACCAGCACAGAUCAGAAUCCAGCAACAACUUGGACGUUCUUUCGCAAAAGCUUCAGUCGAUCCAGGACGUUGACGAGCUCACAAAAAUGCUUCGUGCUGCAGCCGAGUACGAGGAGAGGAAGAUGAUCCGAGAGGCGAUCCGACGGGUCAGGGAUGAGCAGCUGCAAGAGUCUGCGGAGAAGAGCAAAGUUUCCAUCUGCCGCCUAGAGCCGGAGAGCGCUGCGCCCCAGAGCAUUGUGGGAGCUGCGCAGUCAGAGAGUCGCCCUGAUCUCCGUGCCCCGAUCCAGGAGCUGCACACCCAGCAGGCGCAACACGACAGAGAGCUGCAGAGGAAAGGCAAAGACUCCGACUCAGGCAUGGUUGUGGUUCUUGAUCAUUUGGUAAAAGAUGACACUUCUGGGCCCAUGUUGAUCCAGCCUCAGAGAGAAGCUAUGACCCCAGAGUCCGACUCGUUACUGUCCGACCGGACCAGGUCCAACUCCACGGCUUCGGACCGCAGCGGGACUUCUGUGCACUCCAUGUCCAAUCAGGAUUCUGUGGCCUCGGAGAAGAGUCUGGGCUCGAACCAGCGACCCCGGCUGGACUCUGGAGCCUCGGACAGGAGCCAGAGUUCAUCGCAGCGCGGUCGCCUCGACUCCGCCGCCUCGGAGCGCAGCACCAGCUCCCUGUCGUCUGCCAGACAGAGGCUGGGAUCGGAUAUCUCGGAUUCAUGCGUCAGGCCCCGUCUGGGGUCCGGGAACAAAGACGGCAUGGGCGCGUUAUCUAGAAAACGGAUGGACGCUGUGACCUCCGACCUCAGCAUGAGUUUGCCUUCUGAGGUCAAAGCUCCAACGGAGGACGUAGAGAGACCAGUGAGUGGUUCUGUUUGCAGCACCGACUCGGAAUCUGAAACAAGUCCAGCCAGCAUCCAGACUGAGAGCAACCAGGACCGCAGCCAUGACCAGGACCAGCCGGAUGGGGCCGUUUUAUCUCGAAGAGAUCCUGCAAACGGGCUCCUUAACGGGCACGCUCAGGGAAAGUUGAGCUUCAAGAUUCAGAAGAUAACGGCUAAUGGAAAUCUGACAUUCGGUCAUGGAAAGACCAGGGAAACUGCACCUGAAAAGAAAGAUGUUACAUUGGAGCAGCUCAGCCGCACCAACUCUGUCCGAGACAGAAUGCGCAAGUUCACAGAAGCCAGCCAAAAUCCCCCCGCGCUGAAGAAGACCCCUCUGAGAAACGGGACCGUCUCUGGCCUGACGAAUCUCUCCAGAGCUGCAGAGCUGUUCGCACAAGCAUCGGCAUCCCCCGGCACGUCUGGAGACGCGCCAGCCAGGCCACGUGUAGGCUUAGCGUCCAACACCGCUGCGUCCCGGAGCCCAGCUGCACCUCAGCCCCUCAAAGGAGUGGCCGGCAGACCUCCGUUUUCAGCCGGCCAAUCGCAGGGCUCCCUGGGCGGGACGAGGCUUGAAAAAGAUAUGCCUACAUCGGCUGAGCCAGAGGAAGAGCGGACCCCAGGGAGAGCAGCUGAGACGCAGGUCCCCGAGGGAGAGGAAGACCCCGACAUGAAGACUUUCCUCACGAUUGAGAUCAAGGAUGGCCGCACCACCACGUCCUCGUCAUCAUCAUCGUCCUCGUCAACGCAGAGAGGCAACAUGAUGCCCAUCACCAGCAUGACGCCGCGCAUCACCACUCUGGGUCAGAGGCCAGAGCUGACCCUUGGCCUAAGAGCAGCACCAUUCAAGAUCUCCUCGUCUACCUUCUCCAGCGGUUCCUCCAUCAAGAUGGAGACUGAACCCGUCGUUGCCUCGGAGCCGAUGUUUUCGACCGGACCGUCCAUGAUAGUGGCGUGUCAAGUCCCCGCCAUCCCCAACGGCUCCAGCACUCAAACGAAACCUGCGGAGAGCUCCGGAAAACUGACGGCCGAAAAGCUCGCCGCCAUCGAGGAUGAGGAGCUCCUGGACAAGAUGCUCGAUGAGUCCAAAGAUUUCGAGGAGAGGAAGAUGAUCCGUGCCGCCAUGAGAGAUCUUCGCAAGAGAAAGAGAGAGGCCAUGCUGGGCUGUAGCCAGGAGGAAAUGGACCAAAGAGAGAAGGAGCGCGACACUCGUCUGCAGGAGCUGCGACUGCAGAGAGAGGAGAGGGCACAGAAAGGUCGCGCCGGAGCCGGAGAGGUGGUGAUGAGGAAGAUGGAGAAGUCGGCCGAUGGUUCAACCCUCAGCCAAGUGACUAAGACGAACCGUUUCGCUCAAUCCGACGACGGGAGCAAAUCAACGCGCAGCACGGUUGUAGAGACCAGUUUUGUGCAGAAAACAGACAGGGGAACAGUCCAGUCAAAAUCAUACAGCUUCACCUCGUCCUCGUCCUCCAACGCAAGCAAGAAAGUUGGCAGUGUUUUCGAUCGCGAGGACGACACGUCGCCUCGAGGCGGCAGCGGCGGUUUGUCUGCCAUUGAUCGACGGCAGGCGGAGAGGCGCAAGGAGCUGAUGAGGGCCCAGACGAUGCCCAAGACGUCCGCCAUGCAGGCUCGGAAAGCCAUGAUAGAGAAGCUGGAGAAGGAGGGCGGAGGCCCUGGAAACCAGGCAGUAGCCAAGGUGAACAAGGUGCAGCGCUCCACCAGCUUUGGCGUACCAAACGCAAACUCCAUCAAGCAGAUGCUGCUCGACUGGUGUCGUGCCAAGACGCGCUCCUAUGAGCAUGUGGACAUCCAGAAUUUUUCUUCCAGCUGGAGUAACGGUAUGGCGUUUUGUGCCCUGGUGCACAAUUUCUUCCCCGACGCCUUUGACUACGACUCGCUGAGCCCCAGCAACCGGAGGCAAAACUUCGAGGUGGCCUUCAGCGCCGCAGAGACCUACGCCAACUGCAUGCCUUUGCUGGAAGUGGAGGACAUGAUGAUCAUGGGUAACAAACCGGACUCCAAAUGCGUCUUCACCUACGUGCAGUCUCUGGUGAACCACCUCCGCAGAUACGAGAUGUCCAUGGGCCGCCCCUGCGACCUCUGACCUGUGGCCAGCGAUCCUUCACAUCCCUGGUGAACACGUCGGGGAUUUUCUGUGUGUUUGCGUCGUUUUACUUCUAACAUGUGUUGGCAAUGCUUCGCUGUUCCUUCUUAAAACAAUCUUUGCUGACACAAAGUCUACCUCUUUAGCAGAGAGGACGCCUACAUGUUAAAAAUCUUCCAAGGUUUUUAAUUUUAUUAUUUUCUGUGUUUAAACUGAGCUCAUUGCAGAUUUCAGCUGUCUUUUCGCUGGCAUCAACACUCUCACACCCCCACAAAAAAAUAAUUGUUUAUAUGAUAUCUCCUCUUUUAAUAUAACUAUACCCAUAUUUUUUUCUGCUGUAAUUUUUCUGCUGAUGAAUCCACUGAAACGGCAAUAUUAUUUUUCUUUCCAUCCUGGUACUUCUUUUUUUUUUCCUUCCCAUUUCUAACCAAACUCUGGUUGCUUUAAUUAUUUUAAAUUAUUUUUUAGCUGAUAAGCAUAACGAGUUUUAAUUAACAAGUACAGAAGUGUUCAUUUUUGUUUAUUUAAAUGAAUUCAUCAUUGUCAGAGGAAUCUUGUGCUUAAAAAAAAAAAAAAAAACCUUCCUGCACAGAGCUGCUGAUAAAGUUGUCGUUCUGAAAAUAUUAAAACGGGGAAGUUGGAGCCUGAUUGAAAUCAUUUCUGAUGGCUUAUUUAAAGAAAAACGACCACACUGUCGACGACGACGUCCUGCUCAAGUCUGUCGAUUUAGUUUAUUUAUGCUCAAACUGGUUUUAAUGCCGGUGUUUUAGUUUGUGCUUGAAGCCAUUAGGCAGUUAUCUUAAGUAUUUUAAUAAGCUGAAGUUCUUCUUUUUUUUUUUUUUUUUCUGUAAUAACCUGGACUUGCUUCUCUGCCCAGUGUGGGCACUAAUGCUGAAAACUUUACAUAAGAGAAGAUUUGCAAUGUGGAUUUUUAUUUUAAGGUUCUUUCAAGAGAAAAUUAUGAAAACUUGUUUUCAAGCUUGUUUUUUGGUGAAGAAAAAAAAAUCCACGAAGCAGUGAGCAUUGAGUGUGUUUGUGUAUAUAAGAGCUUGAACACAUGGUAUGAUUUCAUGUUUUCUGUGCACUGCAGUAAAAUGUAAAUUACCAAUUAAACCAAUUUGAGAAAUGAA
Molecule: messenger RNA, 4623 nt
Organism: Poecilia latipinna (sailfin molly)
Lineage: Eukaryota; Metazoa; Chordata; Actinopteri; Cyprinodontiformes; Poeciliidae
Gene: smtnb
Product: smoothelin b
Exons: 20
Coding region: 320-3493 (1057 amino acids)
Molecular function (GO): protein binding
Source: RefSeq, a predicted model, not a curated record